Molecule: messenger RNA, 4463 nt
Organism: Thrips palmi
Lineage: Eukaryota; Metazoa; Arthropoda; Insecta; Thysanoptera; Thripidae
Exons: 4
Coding region: 454-981 (175 amino acids)
Molecular function (GO): protein binding
Source: RefSeq, a predicted model, not a curated record
CUGGACUGGCUGGACUGGCUGGACUGGACGGGCCGUGCUCCGGGGAGCCGACCGCCGCGCCGGCCCGCGCACUUCAGCCAGCCUUGGCCAGCCCCAGCCGGCCCUGCUCCACGAGCUCCACGCCGCUCCCGUAGUCCAGUACCAUCCAGUACCGGGCGGCCGGUCGCCGGGACACAUUCUACUGCUGCGCUCUCGCUCUAGCCCGCGCUCUAGCCCGCGCUCUUCUGGGCCGCUCUGCCAAACGCUCUCUGUCCGUUCUGUCAGUCGCUCUCUUCCAACCCGACUCGCACCUCGACACCCUCUUCGACGCCCUCUUCCAAGCCUCUCUGGACUGUGCUGUGAUUGUGUUUGUGUCUGUGUGGCUCUGCCUUCUCUGUGAGACUUCUCGUCUGAGACUCCUUCCUUAUUUUCGUCUCGUCUUCCCUCCGGCCGACCCUGCCGACUGCCAACAAGAUGCACGCCGCCACCUCCACCACGCUGCUGCUGCUGCUGCUCGGCCUGGCCCUGGCCGCCGUCCCCGACGCAGCCCGCAAGCCUGCGCCGGCCGCGGACGGCACGGCCUCCACCACGCUGGGCGCCAAGAAGCUGGCCACGGCCAGCCAGUGCACCGGCGCGGUGGCCUUCUCCGGCGCGGGGCUCAAGGGCGGCGCGGCCAAGGACGCGCCCCUCGCCCUGCGCACCACCCUGCUGGACAAGGGCGUCGGCUGGAAGCCCGCGGACGGCGAGUUCGUCUGCUACUGCCCCGGCACCUACCAGUUCGCCUUCGCCGGCGACGCCGCCGCCAAGCUGGUGCUCAAGAAGAAGCAGGCGGGCGGCUCGGCGUGGACGCCGAUCGUGGCGGGGCCGCAGCACGUCGUCAUCCUGGACAUGGAGCUGGGCGAGGCGGUGGCCGUGUUCCUCGAGGGCGGCAGCCAGCACGCCGACGCCAGCGCCACGCCGGCGCUCACCUUCUCCGGCUUCCGCAUCGCCAAGAAGCAGUAGGUCCUCCGCGACGGUACAAGAUAAAACAACGCCUGCUGGAAACGAACGUCUCAUACCUGACAGUAGCAGCUGAAGCUUAUUGGGGUUCGACUCAGAGUUGACAUUGAAGGAAAACAAAUGAACUGAACUUUCCCACCAUAUUUUAUCCUACUUACUCUUUUUCUGUUAGUUACCGUGCACAUAGUAUGCCUGUCUCCGGGAAGGCUGGAUGAGGAGCACCCCACGGUCUUCAUUGUGUCCAUUGCCCGCAGGACACACUCUUUCAUGACUGUUCUUCUCCUAGUUUCUUUCUUCAUUUCUUUAUUUUAGUUCUUAUUUCUUUUCGGUAUUCUUCUCUAUCUUCAUUUAAGUUCUGUCUUCCUUUCCGUCUUUCUUCCUGUUUGUGCCUUCCUUUCAUUCUUCAAAAUUUAUUUCGCCUAUCUUUCUUUUUCAUCCAGUUAGUCUUUCUCUUCUCUUUAUACUGUAUGUGAUCCGUACCUUGGGUAUUUCAAUCUCCUUCCGAUUGAUAGAUUUACUUAUAUGUCCUUGUUUCACCUCUCAGUAUUCUGUUAAGUUUCCUCUUUUUCUCAUGUGUUGCCAUAUUUUCUUUCCUGACGCUUCUUUCACUUAAACCUUCCUUGUAUCUUUCUUUUUCUACCAUCCUCGUUUCUUUCAAUUUUAUUUUUUUUCUUCUUUCUUUCACUUUCGCCCUUCUUAUUUCUUUCACUUCCACCUUCCUUCCUUCCUUGUUUGUUUGUUUCUUUUCUACCUUUCUUGUUUGUUUGUUUCUUUUCUACCUUUCUUGUUUGUUUGUUUCUUUUCUACCUUUCUUGUUUCUUUCACUUCUACCUUCCUUGUUUCUGUCACUUCCGCCUUGCUUGUUUUGUUUUCCUCUCUUUCCUUCUCUGUCCCUUUCACUUCUAUUUUCCCAGCUUCUUUCGAUGCUGCCUUCCUUACAUCUUUCUUUUAUAUACUAUGAUCUCUACCUAAGUAUUCCAAUAAAACUUUCUUCUGUUCUACUGUUUGUUUUCUUGACUUGUACGAUCUUUUCCUCAUCUUGCCUUUCCUGCCUCAAAGUCCCUUUUUCUGUCGUCUGUGCACCUGUACUUUUCCGUUUUCUGUUCUAAUGUAGAACUUCUUUCUCGCAUUUCAUUCGUGCUCUUGCUCUCACUCUCUUUAUUCUAAUUUCUUCAAUAUUACUGUUCCUUUUCUUUUAAGAGUCUUCAUCACUUUUGUGUUCAUGAUUUUCGUCCUCGUUCACUCUUAUUCUUUUUUCUGCCUUCCUUGUCUCUUAGCAGGGGUCUCAAAGAGUAGACGACGCGCGGGCCGCAGGGGUCAGACCUCUCUGUCGUACGCACGCACGCAUUGGGCCAUCUAGCCAGGUCAAUUCGGCCCGCGGCACCCCUGUCCUUUACUGUCCUAUUUUGGCACUCUCUGCCUUCCUUUUUUACUUUGAGUUUCCUUUUCAUUUACUGUUCUACUUUGACCUUCUCACUGCCUGCUUUGUUCAUUACUAUCCUACUUUGACCCUUUCUGUCCUUGUCCUUUACUGUCCUACUUCGACCCUGUGUCUACCUGUCUAUUACUAUCCUGGCCCUUUUCUGCCUUUCUUGUCCUUUACUGUCCUACUUUGAUCCUUUAUGUCCUUCUGUCUCUUUUCUAUCUUUCUCUGGCAUUAUCUGUUUUUCUUCUGUUCUCGUCAAUCAUUUCUUAUAUUUCUCUUAUUUUUCAGAAAAUGGAUGAACCAUUUUUGUUUUCCUCUCCAUCUUGCUCAACUUCCCUACCAUUUCUUUCACUUUGCCUCUUUCUCUUACUCUUUAUCUUCUAUUAUAUUUUAUUCUACAGAAAAAAUAUUUUUCUUGUUUUGGAUUUCCUCUAUGCUCUUUUUUUCCUCUCUUUCUCUGUCAGUCUCUCUUGCUCUCUUUGUCGAUUUUCCUCUUACUUUCGCUUUCCAUGUCAACUUCCUGUUCUGCCAAGCUAUUUUCCUUCAUUCUUCUUCUUCCUUUACUUUUCCAAGUCCAUACACUUUGGACAAUACUGGAGCUUCACUUUUUUAUUUCCUUGACGAUCUUCGCGGAAUCUCUCUGAGGGUGGGGGGUGCUCCAACACGUUAUCGACGCGUCUCCCAUGCUGCGAUGAGGAAAGGGGGUGGGGUUGUACGUUGAACGUACACUUGCACCUUUGAGUGGACCAUACUCCAAGUAGGCACUAAAGCCAAAAGCUCCUCCCACCCCCUAUUCAGCGAUGGGGUUCAUGCUGCCUUCCCGGACGUUGAAACUAACUGAGCCGCUCAUUGUCUGUGAUUUGAUUUCGUAUCUCUUGUACAAACACCUUCGCACUCUUUGUACGACUUGAAUAUUUAGGGUUGCGCUUCCUGUGAUAAUUUUACUACUUUGUAACCCUUUAAAGACUGCUCCACUUUCUCUCUCCUUCUUCCUUUUCGUUUGGCUUAUUCUUCAAUUCUGGAACGUCGAGGAUGUUCCAGACGUACUUGUGCUAUCUAGUCUACAAAACGAAGUUAACUUGAAAUGAAUUCCAACUCACCACUUCCUUGUCAUUUUUCUUCUCCCGUUUCCACCCAAGGAAAACACAGUCGUCAUGAAAUGCAAGGUCAUGGUGACGCAUGUGCACACUCUUGACGGAGACUAUUUCACAAAUCGUGACGAAAAGGCGUCAUAUUGUUAAUACAAUGUCGAGCCGUGAAUGUGUCAAUCUUCUUCUCUUUGCGCUCUUUCCUCUUCUGUCACGUGUUAGUGAGUUUGCGAUGCUGUUUGACCCGGUCGGUCGUGGAAAUGCAUUGGCGCCUUCACGUUUCUCCUUUUGUCAUGCUAUCCUUUUCUGUCAUGUUGACUCAUUUCAUGUCGCCAUUGAACUGAAAUUCGAUUUUCCAUCUUUUUUCAGUCAUCUUCUCUCACGAAUCAGCCCAUCUCAUUUGCCAUCGCUUCAAAACUUUUUUUUUCCUGUCCUUCAUCUCUCCCUGUUGUUUCGCUCCGCUCUUUCUGUUUCCUCUUUUACAUCUCCUUCUACUUCAUCUUCUUUACUUAUGCUCCUCUUGACUUUCUUUAACUCGUUCUUCCUCAUUUCCUCUCAUCUUUCGUUUCUUUUCCCGCAGCGUUUUAGGUGUAGCGCCUGCGAGGUUGAGGAUAGGCUAGCCCGCUCCACAUGCGUGUUGUGCGUGACUGCCUACCCUCGACUUGACAGGCGCUUGCCGCUCUGCCGCGCCCCAGGCCACUCUCCGUCGGGCUCACAAAUUUCUUGACCGGCUCUGCUCUCAUUUGUUUCUCCUCAUCCUGGCAUCUGCCCUGCUUCAUCGUUUCCUCUUCCUUCGACUUUCCCCCUUUCUGAAUGCUUGCGUCUUGCGUCCGGCCGGGUCAAUACAACAAUCGCAAAAUUUUGAAUGUUGUUGAAGUUUGUUUCGUUUCUUUGUAUCCCUUUUUCUGUGUGAACCAUUGAGAAUACUACUAUUUGUUAAAGAACACAAAUAAAUCUACAUUUUAUAAAAA